Molecule: messenger RNA, 1692 nt
Organism: Diatraea saccharalis (sugarcane borer)
Lineage: Eukaryota; Metazoa; Arthropoda; Insecta; Lepidoptera; Crambidae
Source: the annotation of a GenBank genome assembly
AUGUUUCGAAUAGAGCUCAGUAUUUAUCUAGUUAGAUAUUCGACAGUCAAGAUGCUAGAGUUAUAUUUAAGUAUGUUUAUUUUGACGGUCCUAUUUGGAAAUGUCACUGCAACCCCUAAAGUGGAUCCUUUAGUUAAUACUAAUUUGGGGUUAAUACGAGGAGUCAGAGCUACAGAUGGAAACUAUUCAAUGUUCAUGGGUAUUCCAUUUGCACGAGUCAAUACGUCGAAUCCAUUUGGGGCUGCCAUACCAGAGGCACCUUUCAAUGGUGUAUUUGAAGCCAACGAUGACUCAGCAAUAUGCCCACAAAUAGAAGAAUUCAAUAACACUGUUGUGGGAUCACUUGACUGUUUGCAUCUAAACAUAUAUGUACCAAUUGUAGCUAACUUUAGAAACAAGGUACCUGUGUUAGUGUGGAUAUAUGGUGGAGGUUUUAGCUUCGGGUAUGCAGGCCGAUAUAUCUACGGGCCAAAAUUUAUUGUCCGCCAUGAUAUAAUGUUCAUAACAUUAAAUUAUAGACUUGGACCUUAUGGAUUUAUGUGUCUAGAUACUCCAGAAAAUCCUGGUAACCAAGGACUAAAAGAUCAACUUCUAGCUCUUAGAUGGAUUAAAGAUAAUAUAGAAGCAUUUGGAGGUGAUCCAGAUAAAAUGACUUUGUUCGGUGAAAGCGCUGGAGGAAUAGCUGUUGAUUUCCAUAUUUUGUCUCCUCAAGAAAAAAUAUUUCAUAAAGCUAUUAUUCAAAGUGCCACAUCGUUAUCGCCUGUAUAUUUUGAACCACACAAAGACGCUCCUCUAUUAUUAGCUGCAGAACUUGGUUUAUCCACUAACGAUAUAAAUGAGGCCAUCACAUAUUUGGCAUCGAUUGAAACCGAUCUAGUCAUCACUGCAUCUAAUGAGCUUGGUUUAAAUUUCAGGCCAUGUGUUGAUAAAAGCUUUGAAGGAGUUGAAGGCUUUAUAACUGAAAAUUGGAUUCGUAAGAAGAUGCCCAAAGUGAGGAGAAUGCCAGUCCUUAUUGGUUUUACGGACGAUGAAAAGCUUUCGGUAUAUAUCAAUCAACCGUCAACAUAUUAUGAAAAUUUAAAUAUUUUUUAUGAGAAGUUGAAUUUGGGUUUUCAAACAUUGAGUCGCGAUUUCGAAGGAAUGGAAGAACUUGUACGUCAUUUCUAUAUUGGCGACCAAAAUAUAAGUGAAAAUGUUAAAUAUCAUAUUGCUAAUUUUGAUUCGGAUUACGUAUACAAUCAUCCGACAUACAGAAGUAUUUCCAAGUACAUUGAAAACAGUGCUGGCAAUAUUUACCAAUAUUUGUUUUCUUAUAAUGGCAAUAGAAACUUCGGCAAAAGGACACAAAAUUUCUCAGAUAGUGGUGCAGGUGCUGUACACGCUGAUGAAAUUGGUUAUUUAUUUGAUACUAUGUAUUAUGAUGAGCCGCCAUCUUCUACAGAUCAAAUAAUAAUUGACCGUAUGACAAUGAUGUGGUCCAACUUUGCUAAGUAUGGAGACCCAACGCCGAAUGUAUCAGAGUUACUACCAGUAAGAUGGACUCCUAUAACUAGGAAUUCGUUGCAUCACUAUUUGGAGAUAAACACGGAACUACAAUUGGGGGUUCGGCCAUUUCACAAACGAAUGGCGUUUUGGGAUCUAUUCUACCAAGCGAAUGACAAAUUACAAAGAGUUUAUCCGGAGAAUGAUUAA